AGAGAGAGUUAAGGCGUACCGAUCCUCCUCCCCCGUUUUCUGCAUUCGUAGCGGAACAAUCCAUCCAACAUCUCAAAGCAUACGGCCAGUUAUUUUAUUUUCCCUCUACGCGCACAUCCUCUCACCAUCGCAUUCCCGAAGCGAAAAUGGAGGCACUCAAGAAGACCGCCCUUCACGGCUUUCACAUCUCACAAAAGGCGAAGACGGUGGACUUUGCUGGCUUUCACAUGCCCAUGGCGUACGCCAAGCUGGGCACGAUCAAGGAGCACCAUUACAGCCGCAAGGUGGUCAGCAUGAUGGACGUCUCGCACGUCGGCCAAUUUGAAAUCCGCGGCGCCGAUCGUGAACGCUUUAUGGAGCACAUCACACCGGUGGACUUCCAGAAGGCACGGCAUGGCCAGGCUUCCCUCUCGAUGAUGAUGAACGAGAGGGCUGGCAUCAAGGACGACUGCAUGCUGACCAAGAUGGACGACCACCUCGUCAUGGUGCUCAACGGUGGCUGCAAGGACAAGGACGUGGCACACAUCGAGGACGUUCUGCAGAACUCGCCGCAGACGCGCGGCGCGGAUGUGCAGUUUAUUCCCCUGGAGCGCUCGUUGAUUGCGGUCCAGGGCCCAAAGGCAGCGACCAUCCUCUCCGAGUUUGUGGACGGCAUUCCUGACAUGGACUUCAUGUCCUGUCGCCAGAAGGUGAACGUCAAAGGGAUGGAGGUGCAGUUGUCGCGCUGCGGGUACACCGGCGAGGACGGCUUCGAGAUAGCCGUGUCCAACGAGGAUGUCGUGCCGCUGGUGGAGCUGCUGCAGUCGCGCCACGUCGAACUGAUCGGUCUCGGCGCCCGCGAUACGUUGCGAAUGGAGACCGGCCUCAAUCUCUACGGCAAUGAGCUGUCCGAGGAGACGAAUCCUGUGGCCUUACGCCUGAUGUGGUGGAUCUCGAAGCGGCGCAUGGAGGAGGGCGGCUUCAUCGGUCACGCGGCGCUGAAGCACCUGAGGGCCAACGCCACCAAAGGCGCCGUGCCGCAGCUGCGCGUCGGCCUCGUCUCUACCGGCCCUGUCCCGCGCCGCGACACCGUGAUUGAGGUGGAUGGGAAGGAGGUAGGCUAUGUCACGAGCGGCGUGCCGUCGCCCACAUUGAAGAAGAACGUUGCGCUCGGCUUCAUUGACCGUGCGUUUGCGGACGUCGGCACCAAAGUGGAUUUUGUCGUGCGGGGCCGCCGGGUGCCGGCCGAGGUCGCGAAGCCGCCUUUCCUCCUCCCGAAGUACUACCGCAAGCCGCAGUAG
Messenger RNA from Leptomonas pyrrhocoris, 1280 nucleotides. Its product is annotated as putative mitochondrial aminomethyltransferase, mitochondrial precursor. The transcript has a single exon. Gene Ontology annotation, molecular function: aminomethyltransferase activity; protein binding. Lineage: Eukaryota; Euglenozoa; Kinetoplastea; Trypanosomatida; Trypanosomatidae. Bases 147 to 1280 code for a protein of 377 amino acids. Gene Ontology annotation, biological process: glycine catabolic process. The record is from RefSeq and is a predicted model, not a curated record. Gene Ontology annotation, cellular component: mitochondrion.